Lathyrus sativus (Indian pea) is the source of this 1614-nucleotide messenger RNA. Lineage: Eukaryota; Viridiplantae; Streptophyta; Magnoliopsida; Fabales; Fabaceae. The record is from the annotation of a GenBank genome assembly.
AUGGUUAGAGCAGGGGAACAAGACCAAGAAAGUUACAGGUCCAAACUGUUUAGUUUCAGAGGGAUGUUUGAGGGCAAUGCGGGGAGACAUACUAAGAGUUUGAGCGUCGACACUGCCACCACAUUGGAUUUUCAACAACCUAUUGAAGAUGGUUCUGCCUCUUCUAGAAGCCAAGGUUCAAAGCCUCUUGAUUCAGAUAAAAUUCCUAAGGCAAGGGUUGUAAGCAAGGAGGAAGUCGCGGCGAAGGAAGCCAGAGACAAACUAUUACAAGAAAUGGAACAGAUGAAGGAGAGAUUUGCUAAACUGUUAUUAGGUGAAGACAUGUCUGGUGGAGGAAAAGGUGUUUCAUCUGCUUUGGCACUGUCAAAUGCUUUCACAAACCUUGCAGCUUCUAUUUUUGGUGAACAAAAGCGUCUAGAACCAAUGCCGGUUGAAAGGAAAGCCAAGUGGAGAAAAGAAAUUGAUUUGCUUCUAUCCGUAACCGAUUACGUCGUCGAAAUGGUUCCUUCACAACAAAAAAAUAAGGAUGGCACGCAAAUGGAGAUUAUGACGACUCGACAACGAACAGAUCUCCACAUGAAUAUCCCAGCCUUACGCAAGCUUGAUACAAUGCUUUUCGAAUGUCUAGAUAACUUCAAAGAUCAAACUGAGUUCUAUUAUGUAUCAAAGGAUGCAGAUGAAGAUAAUAAAGACAAAGCAAAGACAGCCAAUGAUGAUAAAUGGUGGUUACCUACACCUAAGGUUCCGGCAGAUGGUCUAUCUGAUGCAGCUCGAAAAUUUUUACAAUAUCAGAAAGAUUGUGUGAAUCAAGUACUUAAAGCCGCUAUGGCGAUAAAUGCUCAAAUUUUAUCAGAAAUGGAGAUCCCUGAAAACUAUAUUGAAUCUCUUCCUAAGAACGGAAGAGCGAGUCUAGGGGAUGCAGCCUAUAGGAGCAUUACAGUUGAAUUUUUUGAUCCUGAUCAGUUCCUAUCGACCGUGGAUUUGACGUCCGAACAUAAAGUCCUAGAUCUCAAGAAUAGAAUUGAAGCUUCAAUAGUGAUUUGGAAGCGGAAAAUGCACCAAAAAGAUACCAAAUCUACUUGGGGUUCUGCUGUGAGUUUGGAAAAAAGAGAGCUUUUUGAAGAGAGAGCAGAAACCAUCUUACUUCUAUUAAAGCACCGAUUCCCCGGCAUUGCUCAAUCUUCAUUGGAUAUAAGCAAAAUUCAAUUCAACAGGGAUGUGGGACAUGCCGUUCUUGAAAGUUAUUCAAGGAUAUUGGAAAGUUUGGCAUUCACGGUACUAUCGAGAAUAGACGAUGUACUUCAAGCCGAUUACAACACUCAAAAUCCACCAGGAAAAAAGAGAAUAUCAGUUUCGAAGCCGAGUCCUAUUCCAAAAGAAGAGACAGAGAAAGGCAACGUAGACAUGUCCGGUUCGAUGACACUAUUGGAUUUCAUGGGUUGGGAUGAUCAACCCGACUCAGAUGCAAAGAAGGACUCUUUUGAAAUUUCAGACGAAACUUGCCAAGAAGUUGAAACCAAGCAGGAAAAAAAGCUUCCGGCUGUAGUGACCAACAAGAAAGUUUCAUACCUUGAAACCUUGGGAGUCAUGAGGAGUCCCGAGUCGCGUCAUUAA